Molecule: messenger RNA, 697 nt
Organism: Pelmatolapia mariae (spotted tilapia)
Lineage: Eukaryota; Metazoa; Chordata; Actinopteri; Cichliformes; Cichlidae
Product: eukaryotic translation initiation factor 4E-binding protein 1-like
Exons: 3
Coding region: 117-479 (120 amino acids)
Biological process (GO): negative regulation of translational initiation
Cellular component (GO): cytoplasm
Molecular function (GO): eukaryotic initiation factor 4E binding
Source: RefSeq, a predicted model, not a curated record
UGUUUUGGGGUUUUUCAGAGCACGUGGAGGCAUAGUGUAGCUUUCCAUGCUCAGUCUGCGGGCGUACAUGCAGCUCUCCUCGUCUGUGGAGUGUCAUUAGCGCAUAGAGUUGAGAGAUGUCAGCGGGAGGCCAGGCCACCAGGAGCCGGGAUAUCCCAGCCGUCAGGCGGGUCGCUAUCCACGACGCUGCGCAUUUGCCCAACGACUACUCCACGACCCCGGGAGGAACUCUGUUCAGCACCACGCCUGGAGGUACCAGAAUCAUCUACGACAGGAAGUUCCUCCUGCAGUGUCGGACAUCUCCCCUGACUCGCACGCCUCCCAACCUGCCUGACAUCCCAGGCGUCACCCGGCCACUCAAGCCCAAUGCCUCCAGCGAUACAAACCAGCCCGAUCAGUCGCUCAGCAACAACACGGAGCACAGCGUGCAUGCAGAGGAGAGCGCAGGUGAUGAUGCCCAGUUUGAGAUGGACAUCUAAAGCGGGUCAGCUUUAAGGAUUAAAGCAACAUAGUUUAUAGUUUUUGUUUACCAGUAUUAAAAAAGCAUAUCUUUUAAAGUCUAAGGAGCUUGGAAAGAAAAUAUCUUUUAAAACAAUGAGCCUUUUUUGUGUGUAAUCUGUGUUCAGAAUUGCUCUGAAAACUUUUUGUAAUGCCUCUCCUGUUCAAGUGUGCAUGAACAGUUUCUUCUUUUCUUUGU